AUGCUCCGAAGAGCAUCUCUAGCAAUUCCUGUCGUCUUGGAACAAGGGGACGAUGGCACGUGGUUCCCGGGCGAUAUCAUCACCACCGAGCGGAGUGGGAUGUGUUUACUGCUCGUUUCGAUGUUGGAUAUUUGGCGACACCGAAGGAUGCGAAGGUUAUUGCCCACAUCGAUGUUGUUAGGAACGACCAAAUAUACAAACACAUCCUCGACUUUGUUCACAAGUUCACGCCAGAGGGAAAGUCAACAUUGUUCCUCUUUCCCCUUCGAGCCUGGUCGACUUCCGCUACCUCGUUAUAACUUGUUCUCCUCAUCUCAAAGUCGUCACCAGCGGAAGGCUGGAAGCUUCUCUCCACAUAAUAUCUUAUUCUUUUUUGUUUCAAAAGCACAAAAAAAAGCCCUGAACAACAAUCGCUUUCGCUGGUCUACUAUGAUGAAAUCGCUGGUUUUUUCGACUGUUCUUCUCGGAAUCUUCUGGAGCUGCCUAGCCAUGGACUCACAUCUCAAGGGAGACGAGGCGAACGCGAGUACGACCCACCACUUGGAGUUGUCCAAAAGGGCAAUCGAAUUAAGUGGCGGGAUUUUUCCCGCCUUGGGGGGCGAGCCCCUGGCAGGCAAAGUAUUCACGACGACGGGGAGCAGAGUGACUCUGAGUAACAAUGUUGUUCCGAGUCGAAAGCGAAAAGCUUUGACGUUUAUCGCGAAUCCUCAGCAGAUUUCUGGAAACACUCCUAAUCUGAAAGUCGACCCAAGAUUACAACAAACGCCGAGUAAUGCCAAUCGUGCCCUGUUAGCCCCUGCGAAGGUCCCCGAGGAAUCAGAUAUUGUUGAUCAGAGCCUCCAGGAAAAGGCCGACACAGUCGAUUCACCAUCAAGCGGAAAGGAUUUGGUGGCCGCUGAGGAACACACCACGCUCGCUAGGAGAUCACUCAUCCGUCGGUCUUUGUUUGAGCAAAAAUUCGUGGAAAAGAGGGGACUCCAAAGUGAAGCUGAUGGCGACUCAUCAAGGUAUUUAAGCUUUCAAGCUUCCCAAGAGUCCCAACGGAACCUGGGCGAAUUCCCGGCACUCGGCGGAUUGAAAGGCACUGUCUCUUCGGCGGAGGCGCGCAAAACAGUGGAAGCAGCCAAAUCUUCUCCAGCACCCAACCCCCCGCCGCCAGCUGAUUCAGAGCCGGGUGCUCCACCGAAACUAUCCGGUGCACAAGCUUCUGGAAAGACACUCUCGAGCACCCUCCAGGCAUUCAAGAACCACCCCCAGCCACCCCCAGGCCUCCGAUUCGCAGCAUGGGCACCCCCCACCCGCCUGCUGACCAUCUCGAGCAGGGGGAUCGCCGUCUGGGAAACCGCAGACCUCGAGGCGCUCGAACAGGCCAUCGACAUCCCCUGGCUCCAGCUCAACACCCCCAGCCUCGAGCCCAUCGCAGCCGCCCUCCUGCCAGGCCACACCCCCACCCGCAUCGCCGUCCUCUGCAACUCGCUCGUCCAGCGCACCUCCAGCCUCCUCAUCCUCGCCGCCCCAAGCGCAGCCCCCGCACACAUCCUGCAUGCCCACGACCUGCCGGCCACCGCCUCCGAGCUCAAGACCAGCCAGAAGCUCAUCGCCGUCGCCACCAGCGCGCCCCCCGCCCUCCACCUCUUCCAGCACGACCUCAUCCCGCUCCCCUGCUCGCCCAUCCUCGACCUCGCCCCCAGGCCCGGCUCCGGAACCCCCGUCUUUGCCCUCGGCCAGUCCCGGCUGCUCGUCUACGCCUCCUCCACGCCCCACCACUGGCCAGCCGGAGAGCCGCAGCCGUCGAUUGCCGCCGGCCCCGGCCUCGCCUUCGCCGCCCCCCCGCCCGCCGACCGGCCCGGGCGUGAGAAGGAGCCCGUCUGCCGCUGCCCCGCCCGCCACGCCUCCCACUCCGCCAUCAUCCCCCCCGCCUCCUGGAAACACUCCGUCGCUCCCAACCUCGACGCUAUCGACGAAACCGCACGCAGACUCGGCGGCGGCCUGCUCUCCGGCGCCAAGUAUCUCAGCUCCUGGGGCCAGAACCUCUGGAGCCCCAGCGACGCCUUCCCCCUCGACCCGGCCUUCUCCCAGAGCGCACCGCUCCCUCGCAUCAUUCCAGCCGCCCGCCCGACGCCCUCGGCCCGCCCGGAAGAAUCCGCGCACGGGAACGUCAAGGUGCUCGACCUGUUCUCGCCCUCCAGCGCCCAGCCGCUCUUCCACUUCAAGAGCUCGCCCCACCCGCUCACCUUCGUCUCCCUCAACCCCGCCUCGACCAUGCUGCUCACCGCCUCCACCGACGGCCACGCCUUCCACGUCUUCGAGCUCCGUCCGCCCUCCCGCAUCGGCCUCUCCCACCCCCACGCGCCCCGCGAGGCCGCCGUCUGGCACCGAUACAAACUCGCUCGCGGCUUCACCGCCGCCGAGGUCGCCGACGUCGUGUGGCGCUGGGACUCGAAGAUCGUCGCCGUCCUCACCGAACACGGCACCCACCACCUGUUCGCCAUCCACCCCGCCGGCGGGACUCCCACGACGGCCGACUCCGGAAGAUCGUCCCGAGCCGCCGGCCCCGCCGACCCGCUGUCGGCGAUCUUCAGUCCCCGCGUCCACAACCCCCGCGCCCCCCCUCCGCUCUCAAUCACCGUCUCGGCCUUCGAGAAAAUCAAGCACAAGGCCGAUGACCACGCACAACACGACGCCAUCCUGUCGGAGGUCCACAAACGUGCGCCCAGCGUGCUGGUCCACGACCCCUCGACGAACACCAUCACGCUGUACGCCUUCGAGCGCAAGCGAACCGGCCCCGCCGCCUCCCCGCUGCCGGCCGCGGGCGAGGAGACCCACAAGAAGACGCCCUCGGGCCUCUCCCAGCUCAUGAUGCAGCAGCCCAAGCUGGGCCAAAGCGGGACGACGCCGGCGGCCGUGGCCAGCUUUUCCCCCGCGCUCGACACCUUCAGCCAGUCCCCCCGCAUCCUGCCCCGCUCCAUCUACCUCGCCCACCAGCUCGACUUCUUCCAGCUCCUCCGCCCCCCGUCGGCCCAUGCCGGGCUGCUGGCGGCGGCCGACUGGGACCACCUCGAGAUGCGCAAGCUCAGCGUGAAGGCCGAGGUGCGCAUCCAGCCGGGCGACCUGGGCACGGACCCCCAUCAUGGCCGGGCCGACGAGGAAGAGCGCCUGGACCACCUGGAGGCCGAGCGGUUCGUGAACGACGAUUACGCCCCAGGGAGUCCGGAGGAGGUGUACGUCGGGCCGCUGCGCUCGGCCGUCCAGGCCGGCCUCGCCCCGCACCGCGUCCCCGUCCCGCCGGGCUUCCCCAACGGCGUCCCCGCCAAACGCGGCCCCGCCGCACACCCCUUCGCCGGCCUGCUCAAGCUCGCCGCCGCCGACGUCCGCCCCGUCGUCGGCGUCGUCCACGGCCGCGUCCGCAAACAGCUCCGCCGGAUCGCCCGGCGCUCCUCGUCCGCCGCUUGGCCUUGGGCCUCCCCUCCUGUCCCCGGCUCGCAGGAAGAGGCCGACCGGACGUCGCAUCCCCCGGAGAACGAGGAUGGCGGAUGGACCGGCUGGGACGGCUGGACGUUCGACGACGCCGCCGACCUCGCCCCCGACCACCCGCGCCCCGUCCUGCUCCCCGCCGCCAAGAUCCCCGCGCCCCUGGCCCCCGCUUCUCGCCCCCCUGACCUCACCCCCGCCGCUGGCCACCUCCCCGCCCGCUCCGACUCGUCCGCCACCUCCACCUCCUCCUCCCCCGCCUCCGGCUCCACUCCGUCGUCCACUGACCUCCUCCCGUCCUCCCGCCCCCGCCCGUCCGCGCUCUCGCCGCCUUACCCUCCCUCGGCAUCCGCCCGGCCCCCGCCUCCGCGGUAG
Molecule: messenger RNA, 3846 nt
Organism: Puccinia triticina
Lineage: Eukaryota; Fungi; Basidiomycota; Pucciniomycetes; Pucciniales; Pucciniaceae
Exons: 14
Coding region: 1-3846 (1281 amino acids)
Biological process (GO): response to starvation; autophagy
Cellular component (GO): cytoplasm
Molecular function (GO): protein binding
Source: RefSeq, a predicted model, not a curated record